AUUAUGAUAGUACGUUGUGUUGUCAGGACAACUGAAAGCAUAACAUAUGUCAGUUUGGAUGGAUUCGGCCAUUUAUAUAGCGUUACAGUGUGUCAAAUGUGUAAUAUAACUUAGAAAACAUUUUCUUUUUAGUAAUAAUACGCACCUUAUUGCAUCAUGAGUGAAAGUGUGAAGUUUAUAGUGACAGAAAUAAAUAAAUUAUUAAGACGAAAUUACAAUAUAAUUGGAUUUAAUGCCUUAAGUGCUGAAGAUUUAUUGCAGAUAUUAUGUGAUGUUCUAAUGAAGAUACAACAACAAGAUGGUUUAGAUACUGAUAUUGGAUUGGAUUCCGCGGAAGAACAAUCUAUAUAUAUUUUAACACUUCUUCGAAUACUUAAUUAUCAGCCUGAUGUGGAUCCCGUAACAUUUAGACAAGGUUUAGUUCGAGGUGAAGUUGAAAUUAUUCAUCCUAUAUUGACAUGGCUCUUGAAGCAUACUGAUAUGGUUAAGAAAAGAGCGUAUUUAUCACGCUUUCUUGUCAAGAUAGAAAUUCCACCAGAAUAUUUAGGAGACUCGGAAAUAUCUCUUUUAUACGAACAGUACAUGUCCUUGGUUGAUAAAUUUAAGACAGUUCAUAAAGAAAGAGAAAUAGGAAAGAAGAAUGUUGAAACUGCUGUCGAACUUGCAACGGAUCUACAAGCAAUGGAAAAGGAAAAAGAAGCAGUGACUGCGCGUAUUGGUAAAAUCAAAUCAAAGGCUGAACCUGCUCUUCAUCUAUUGAACGCCUGCAGAUUACUACGAAUAGAAAGAGAUAAAGAACGCGAUUUAAUAUUGGAAAAGGAGCAAGAGAAAGAUACUAUUAUCAAUUUACAAAAUUCCCUUCAACGAGUUGAACGCGAGUUACACGCAUCGAAACGCGAUAGCAUUGGACUCACACCGCAAAUAUUAAUUCAACAUUUAACAGAAGAAGUAACGGUGCAAUCUGCGAUUGUGAAAGAAAAACUUCCAUCUGAAUUGAACGCAAAGAAAAAUUGGAUGAAAGCUUUGUCGAUGGUCAAGGAAUAUUCUUACUUAGGUCCAGAUAAAAUUCUGACCAUGAGAAAUGCCUUGGAUAUAAUAUUAAAAAACAUACAAGAUUUAAUAGAAUCUAAAAUAUCUAAAAACGAUAUUGAUAAAAUGGAGCCAUUUAGACAACAAGCUGCCGCUGUUGGAAAUAUGAAACGUCAUGCUCUUGAACGUUUAGAGAAGAUUGAAAGUUCUUUAGAGGAAUUACAAUUACGAUUAAAAGAAAAGCAAGAUUAUUCAAAGAACUUAUUACAAACAUCGAUUCCUAGAGCAGAGGAAUUAAAAAAAUAUAUCAAUCGUUUGAAAACUAAAAGUACGGUAUAUAAACGCUGCAAAGCAGAAAUAGCGGGCCUAAAAGCGGAAAAUGGUGUACUUCAUCGAACAGCGGCUAUUCUAGAUGCACAGAUUACUCAAUCUUAUCCAACGGAUAUUGUAUCUAAAGUAAUAAUUCCAGAAAAUUAUAUACAAGAGAAUGCAUUAGCAACAAACAGUCAAUUAUCUCAUUCAAUAUUGACCUUGCGUACCAAUCUUGCUCCAGUCAUAAGAGAUACCAAGACAUUGCGACAAACAGCGCGUGAAACUGAUGAAAGAUACCAUAAAGCAUACAAAAGUCAUAAUACAGUAGAAACAAAUAUGAAAAAUACGACGAGCGAUUUAUUAUCUGAAACUAAACAGUUGAAAGACAAAUUGUUAAAGAAUAACGAACAGAAGCAAAAACUACAACAGAAAAUUACAAAAAUGAAGAUUACUGAAGAAAAAUUACGUAGUGAAACAGAGUCUAAUUUUGGUUUUAACAACGCAGAACAAGCAUUAAAACAGGAAUUACAGAAAGCUAUUAUGCAGGAAGAAGAGACUUUAAAAAAUCUAAAUAAGGAACAAGAGAAAAUAAAGGAAUACAUUAUACAAUAUGAAAAUCAAACGCAACAAUGGAAAAAUAUUAUAUCAAUUUUUGUAUGCAAACUUCAAUGUGCAGAAGAAAACAAACAGACUGAUGGCAUAGUUGUACGAAGAGGAGGUGCCGAAACUCUUGUGUUGCAGUAAUUUUGUGUUUAUCGUGCAUAUUC
Messenger RNA from Nylanderia fulva, 2108 nucleotides. RefSeq names its product intraflagellar transport protein 81 homolog. Lineage: Eukaryota; Metazoa; Arthropoda; Insecta; Hymenoptera; Formicidae. Gene Ontology annotation, molecular function: tubulin binding. The record is from RefSeq and is a predicted model, not a curated record. Gene Ontology annotation, cellular component: ciliary basal body; intraciliary transport particle B. Gene Ontology annotation, biological process: intraciliary transport; cilium assembly.